Molecule: messenger RNA, 1866 nt
Organism: Rhizopus microsporus ATCC 52813
Lineage: Eukaryota; Fungi; Mucoromycota; Mucoromycetes; Mucorales; Rhizopodaceae
Product: Dbl homology domain-containing protein
Exons: 7
Coding region: 57-1556 (499 amino acids)
Molecular function (GO): guanyl-nucleotide exchange factor activity
Source: RefSeq, a predicted model, not a curated record
CUUUCCUUUCCAUUUCCCUUUUUACUUUUAUCUCUUGAAAGAACUUUUUUGAUUUCAUGGAUAAACAACAACAGAGGCUUUUUACAAAUAAUAAACCUCCAAGUAUGACAAACUAUCAGAGUCCAAGAGAAAGUUUUACAAGUUCAAGUACAGGAACGAGCAGUAGUCGAUAUACGAAUAGUGGGUUUUUGACAGCAGCUUCACUAUCCUCAAUCGAUCAUCAAUCCACUGCAUCCUCUGCCAUUCAUUUUUUGAGUGAUUCGAUGAUUGCUAGCGAAUCUCAGGAUUUUGAUAUUAUUGAUAGCUUAAAUUACGAAGACAUCGAUGAAACAUUGCUAGACCAUGAGUUAACUCAUCGGAAUAGAGAAAAAAUCGUGAAUACAUUGAUCAGGUCAGAGCAAGGUUAUACAAACUCGCUUCACUUGGUGAAACAGCUCUUCUUAGUACCAUUAAGGAAGGACACAAAGCAGUCCACCUUUAGUUUUUUGACAAGUAAAAAAGUACCUUGUACUGAAAGAGAGUAUCGUUGGUUGUUUGGAAACUAUGAAGAAAUCAUUAAAUUACAUGAUACGGUCCUUAGUUCUUUAAAAGAAAGAAUGCAGAUUUGGGGCCCUACUCAAAUCUUAUCAGACGUAUUUCAAUCUUGGUUUCCUCAUUUGGAGAUCUACCGCAGUUACUUUAACAACUAUGGGGUGUCUUUGACCACUUAUGAAAGACUCACCCGAUAUCAGCCUUUUAAAAAAUUUCUUGAUGCCACGUAUAAAGACAAGGCUGCACAAGAUGUUGACUUGCUUGCGCUGUUACAAUUACCCGCUUCGUGUAUCGCCCGUUAUGCUGAUACCAUUUCUCACUUGGCGGAUCUUACGCCACCCAUGCAUCCGGAUUACACCGGCUUACAAAAAUGCAAACAAUGGAUCAUUCAGUUUAGACAAUCGAUGACAGAAAAAAUGCUUGAUGCCCAAAAUGUUGACAAGGUGUUACGACUCCAUGAAGCCUUUAUCGAUGCACCCUUUACGGUAAGAGCGGAACGCAGAUUGAUUCUGCAGGGUAACCUCUGCCGUGUUACACUCAGUUCCCGCUCAGUGGGCGAGGAAAGGAAAUAUAUUCUGUUUACAGAUAUGCUCGUGUACGUAAAGCCCAUGCAACAAAAAGGCACGACGCGUUUACAGUAUAAGGGCCAUAUCGUACUUGAUCGAGCCAAGGUCCGUUCAUUAUCCAAGGAAGAAGCAGGUGGAAUUGCUCAUUGCUUUGAACUCACUCCUUCACACGCUGGAGUAGAUAGCUUAAAUACUACCUUUGUGAGUACAGCUCCAUCUUUUGUUCUUUAUGUCGGAUCAGAUGAAGAACGAAAAGAAUGGAUCAGUAAGUUAACUGAUGUGAUUGAUAACUUGGACAGAUUAGCGAUGAUCAAGCAAGCACAUGCGAAUAGAAAACGAAUUCAAGACUUGGCACCAAAAGGAAGUGCUAUCGCUUCGGUAGCUGCUUCUGUCAACUCUUUAUCCCUUGACGAUAGUAACAAAUCAAGUUCUUCAAAAGAAUCUUUUUAUACCAACUAAGUCUCUUUUCUUUUAAAGAUCAGUUUGAAAUGAUUAUGCCCCCCCUUCCCACUUCCUUUUUCCACCCUUUUCUUUCCUUUUUUUAUUAUGAAAAGCAAAAAAGUAUAAUGUUUUCAAUAUAGCAUAUGCAUUAUGAUAAUAUUCAUUACAAGUAUAAAUGUGUUUUGUCAAGGUAUCGUUUUUUUAAUAUGUGUGGCUAUUCAGAGUCUACCCAAUCUGAGGCAAUAACUCCAAAAUAAGGCACUUGGUAUCUUUCUAAUGACACGCCGUCCAAGUAAGCUCGGUACCUUUUUUUCUUUUAGAAUCUCCG